AUGGAUGACGCGGAAGUUGCCAAGAGCGAAGCUGAAACGGAGAGGGAAGAAUGCGAAGAUGAAGAGUUGCCGAUCACGACCACCACGAAGAACGCGUUGAUAACGACCCAGCUUGGUCCCUGUGACGUUUAUCCGCAUCGCGUCAAAGUGUCCAUCAUCGGCGUAGGAAAGAUUGGAAUUGCCUGCGCUAUCGCGAUCUUGAUGAGAAGAAUGGCCAGCGAGGUCUGCCUGAUCGAUCACGACUCGAACAAGGCUUCCGCUGAGGCCGAGGACAUUCAGCACGUUGGAGCUUUCCUGGGGUGUCCUCUAGUAACUGGCACAUCAGAUUUCAGUAUGGUGAAGGAAUCCGCAGUGGUGAUAAUUUGCACUCGCGAAACCGCACCUGGUGAAAGCCCAAACGUAAGACACAAUUUCAAGGUCUUCAAGAAAAUCAUACCUGCUGUAGCAAGAUUCGCAUGUAAGUCCGUCAUCCUGGUCGUUACUCAGCCGACCGAUGUGAUGUCCUACAUCGCCUGGAAACUAUCAGGAUUUCCUUCUAAUCGCGUCCUUGGCAUCGGUACGCUGAUAGAUUGCGCGAGGUUUCAAGACUUCGUGAGCAGAAGAUUAAACGUAGCGCGAAGUUCAGUUACUUGUAUGGUGGUCGGAGCGCAAGGAGACAUGGCUGGUAUUUUAUACUCAAUAAUGAACUAUUAUCGUAUAUUAGACCGUGUAUCUUUUGUAGUUCCUAUAUGGUCGAGCAUCCAAGUGGGUGGAAUGAAGCUUCGGGAUAUAAAUCCUAGAAUAGGGGAACAAGACGAUCCUGAGAAGUGGUACGAAAUCUCGGACAACGUAAAGAACGUUGGCACACAACUGGAGGAGAAGAAAGGAUCGUGUUGUUGGGGCGUUGCUGUCUCUACGGCGGAAAUCGUCGAUGCAAUUGUUAGGAACACCAAAGUCGUGCUUCCGGCGUCAACGCACAUUCUCAGUUGCGCUCACGGUACGGACAAGGACGUGUACAUGUCCGUGCCCUGUGUGAUCGGUCGAGAGGGUGUGUACUGUACCGUGCGACAGAAGCUAAGCGAACAAGAGAAGUCAGCGGUGCAGACGUGUGCGGACAGUAUUCGAAGUAUACUGCGGGAAUGCGGGAUUCUUCAGGAGACAAACCACGAGACGGAGUAGCGAGGAACG
Bombus terrestris (buff-tailed bumblebee) is the source of this 1167-nucleotide messenger RNA. RefSeq names its product L-lactate dehydrogenase-like. The record is from RefSeq and is a predicted model, not a curated record. Bases 1 to 1158 code for a protein of 385 amino acids. The transcript has 6 exons. Lineage: Eukaryota; Metazoa; Arthropoda; Insecta; Hymenoptera; Apidae. Gene Ontology annotation, molecular function: oxidoreductase activity, acting on the CH-OH group of donors, NAD or NADP as acceptor. Gene Ontology annotation, biological process: carboxylic acid metabolic process.